AUGAAGCUGCUGCAAAUUCAUGAUCCUCGUGAAGUGAUCCCGAUCGGCUGUCGUUUACUACAGCUGUUUGGGUUAGGGCGUAGUGAAAAGCUCAAGCUCCUGUACUGGACUCAGGUGGUGUUUUAUCUCGUGUUCAGUAUCAUACCCCGUGUUCUGGUUAAGAUCGAGGAUACGGUUACAUUGCUACGGAUGGGUGCAGAGUUGACCUUUGUCUCGUACCUCUAUUCGCAAAUAUUGGCCCUUUACAUUCGACGCAAACAUCUGUAUCGAUUGGUCGAUAUGCUACAACAGUGUGCCAACAAACACUAUUCGGAGAUGAUUGAUACGUUUUUGAUCAGUUCGAAUGCCAAAAUUAACAAAUUUUCAAUCACCUGCUGCAAGUACUUCUUUCUUAUGUACAUCUUAUACUGCGUGAUACCACCAGUAGCUGCAAUAGGUGUUUACAUUCGGAACAGUAGCAAUCUCACAGUCGAGCGGGAAGAGUUUAUCAUUUCCAGUGAGAUGAACCUGUACUAUUUGGAUAUUCGAUACAAUGUACUGCACUUUGCUUUCUACACGAUCAUCAUCUGCUUGUUAACGGUCACUUCGGCGGGAUCACUGUGCAUCAAGGAUGUGAUGGAUGUAUCUGUCAUUAAAACCACAUCCCUAAUGUUUCAGGUAACCGCUAUGCAGAUUCGUGAGCUGAAAGAAUACGUCUCACAAGCACAACUCAGCACGGUCAUCGAAUCCCAUCGGGAUACUUUACUGUGCGCUCAGAGCUUACAGGACACUCUCAACCUGUCGCUUCUAUUUCAGCUUACAUUCUGUAGUGCUAUAUGGUGCCUUAUGCUUUUCUACAUCUUGAUGAUGGGAUUUGAUUCUAGAAUCUUAAAUGUGGUGAUACUUCUGCUUAUUGUGACGGUUGAAACAUGGACAUACUGUUCACUAGGAACACAGCUCACCGAUCAGGGAGAGGAGGUGCUGAUGGCUCUUCAACAGCUCGCCUGGUACGAUCAGUCGGUCACUAUUCAAAAGCAAAUUCUCUUCAUGAUUCGUCGUUCACAAAAACCUAUUAUCCUGACUGCUGGAAAUCUUUUCUACGCCAAUGUGCUGCAGUUCAGUGAGAUGGCACAAAAGUCUUACUCUUUCUAUCUUGUUUUGAAAAAUGUUUUUUAA
Anopheles maculipalpis is the source of this 1155-nucleotide messenger RNA. RefSeq lists its product as uncharacterized. The transcript has 4 exons. NCBI's taxonomy places the organism in Eukaryota, Metazoa, Arthropoda, Insecta, Diptera, Culicidae. Gene Ontology annotation, molecular function: odorant binding; olfactory receptor activity. Gene Ontology annotation, cellular component: plasma membrane. Gene Ontology annotation, biological process: detection of chemical stimulus involved in sensory perception of smell; sensory perception of smell. The coding region runs from base 1 to 1155 and encodes 384 amino acids. The record is from RefSeq and is a predicted model, not a curated record.